Messenger RNA from Glycine soja, 1458 nucleotides. Its product is annotated as beta-galactosidase 3-like. Lineage: Eukaryota; Viridiplantae; Streptophyta; Magnoliopsida; Fabales; Fabaceae. Gene Ontology annotation, cellular component: vacuole; cell wall. The transcript has 5 exons. Bases 129 to 776 code for a protein of 215 amino acids. Gene Ontology annotation, molecular function: beta-galactosidase activity. The record is from RefSeq and is a predicted model, not a curated record. Gene Ontology annotation, biological process: carbohydrate metabolic process.
CAUUUUAAAGAGCUUCAUAGGGCUAUCAAGAUGUGUGAGUGAGCUUUGGUUUCAACUGACCCAAUUGUUACUUCAUUAGGGGAAUUCCAGUAGGUUUUGACUCAGUUCGAAGUUAUUUUGCUUUUCAUAUGUGCAUAGCUUGUUUACUGAUCCUAGCUAACAGUCAACAUUUCGAGGCUCAUGUAUACACUACGGAAUCUGGAGAUUGUACUGCUUUUCUCUCCAACUAUGACUCAAAAUCCUCUGCUAGAGUGAUGUUCAACAAUAUGCAGUAUAGCUUGCCUCCUUGGUCAGUCAGCAUCCUCCCAGACUGCAUAAAUGUUGUCUUCAACACAGCAAAAGUUGGAGUGCAAACAUCUCAGAUGCAAAUGUUGCCAACAAAUACUCAGUUGUUCUCAUGGGAAAGUUUUGAUGAAGAUAUUUAUUUUGUGGAUGAAAGCUCAGCAAUUACUGCUCAUGGUCUCCUGGAACAGAUAAAUGUAACAAAGGAUGCAAGUGAUUAUCUUUGGUAUAUAACUAGCGUUGAUAUAGGUUUGUCUGAAUCCUUUCUACGUGGAGGUGAAUUCCCCACUCUCAUUGUUCAGUCUACAGGCCAUGCUAUACAUGUAUUCAUCAAUGGUCAACUUUUUGUUUCUGCCUUUGGAACAAGGGAGUAUAGGAGAUUCACAUAUACUGGCAAGGUAAACCUUCUUGCUGAACUAAACAGACUCGCUUUGCUCAAUGUUGCCAUUGGACUUCUUGUAAGUUUUUUUCCCCUUUUUUCCCUCUUUCUAUGAUUAUGAAAGGCUUGUAAGUAACAAUGUCAGCUAAUUUUGACAAGAAAUAAAAAUAUUAAGAAUGGCUCAAUUCUUUUCCUUCUAAUAACUAAUAUUAUUGAAUAAAUGGUUUUUUGUAUUUUGUUGUCAAAGAAUGUGGGAGAACACUUUGAGUCGUGAAGCACAGGAAUCCUUGGUCCAGUUGCACUCCAUGGACUUGACUAGGGAAAAUGGGACUUGUCAGGGCAGAAAUGGAGUUAUCAGGUUGCAUACUCAUACUUUAGAUACUUAAGUUGGUUCACUUUCCAAGAAGAAAAUUUCAGUAAGAAAUGCUUUUAAACAGGAUGGAUUGAAAGGAGAAGCCAUGGAUGUUGCCUCUCCAAAUGGUAUCUCUAGUGUUGCGUGGAUGCAGUCAGCAAUAGUUGUUCAAAGAAAUCAACCAUUGACAUGGCACAAGACUUAUUUUGAUGCUCCCGAAGGAGAUGAACCAUUGGCAUUGGAUAUGGAGGGUAUGGGAAAAGGUCAAAUAUGGAUCAAUGGAUAGAGUAUUGGAAGAUACUGGACUGCUUUCCUCAUGGACAGAGUAUUUAAAACUUUUGUAGUAGAUAUUUAUAAGGACUCAUGCCACGAGUGCUACCUUUUAAUAGAAUUUUUAUUUGAGUUUUCUGCUAUAAUAAGAUUGAAUGUAUGAUUAAACAUGAAG